AUGUUUGGAUCAAAGGCAUUCUUGACGGCGCUUGUUUUGCUGCAUGUUGUUCAGUUUACCGAAGGAAAAACUUGGUGGAAGCGCUAUGCUGGCUAUUGUAAUGCAGCAUCUAGCAACUGUGGUGCUGGGUGUAACGUUGAUUCGGAUUGCCCAGGCGGUGCGUGUUGGGCAGACAUGGACGACUGCAGCACAUCAGGCUAUUGCAAUGCGGCAUCUAGCAACUGUGGUGCCGGAUGCAAUAUACAAAGUGAUUGUCCAGGUGGCGAUUGCUGGGCCAACCAUGACGACUGCGGCACAUCAUCAGGACAUUGUAAUGCAGCAUCUAGCAACUGUGGUGCCGGGUGUAGCACUGACGGGGAGUGUCCAGGUGGUGCGUGUUGGGCCAACCAUGACGACUGCGGCACAUCAUCAGGAUAUUGUAAUGCAGCAUCUACCAACUGUGGUGCCGGGUGUAGCACUGACGGAGAGUGUCCAGGUGGUGCGUGUUGGGCAAACCAUGACGACUGCGGCACAACAUCAGGCUAUUGUAAUGCAGCAUCUAGCAACUGUGGUGCCGGGUGUAAUACAGCAAAUGAUUGUCCGGGUGGUGAUUGCUGGGAAAACAUGGACGACUGCGGCGGCACCCCCACAGGAGAUCAUAUUGUCGGAACAUACCUCGGGAUGUUGCCGGGAGGAAUAUCUGCUCCUCCACUGUCCUCUGUACCGAGCGAGGUGAAUUACAUGUUACUGGGUUUUGCUGAAGAUCCAUCACAAACGGGCAAUUUUGAGGCAUUUUCUAUGUGGGUAAGCAUGGGUAUUACCUACGAUAGCAUUACUAGCGACAAAGCGGCGAAUCCAGGCAGAAAGUAUAUGAUCUCCAUUGGUGGAUCAGCAGACAGUGGAGGAACUUUCGGUAUUGCCGGCGGUAUGAGCGUCUCUCAGUGGGUAGACAAUGCAGAUAAUUCUAUUUCCAGUAUAGUAAACAGUUAUAAUGCGGAUGGCGUCGAUAUCCAGGUGAGUAUUUUUCAGUCAUUUUGUUUAUUUUUUAUUGCACAGUCACCCUGCUGGCAGAGCCUUUCUUUUGCUUGCAUGUUCGAGUUUGCCCUUCUCGUGAGACUCUUGAUGAAUGCGCGCGGCAUGUUGCUUGAAUAUAGUUUCCAACCCAGGCCUAAUAAUCAUGUGAUGCCAGAGCGGGCUCAUUUUUGAACAUGGUUUUAUCAAUAAACGGAUACUCGCACUCCAAAAACAACCAGUUUGACGAGUCAACCUGCUCGUAUGUACCCGACACGAAUUAACAGGCUUUUUGUUGUUUAGAAACCUUGAUUCUUGCUCAAAAGCUACUCUUGACUGUAUUUAAACAAGGUAACCUGCUCGUGAUUACUGACGUAAAAAAAGACCACACGAGCAACCAAAUUCGGCAAGGAACUCAGUGUCAAGUAAAACUUGCUCGUAGUAAGGAGUUUUAAGUUUGUCUUUUCUAUCUUAGUUUGAAGGCGGAACAUCAGACCCCGAUUUCUCCACGGCAAUCCCACAGCUUGUACAACGUUUGAAAGCCCGAGGCUUUCUAGUUUCAGUCGGACCUUUCUACGGUGGAACAUGGAAUGACUACAUCAGCCUGCCGUUGAACGACGUCGACUAUGUAUUUUGUCAGUUCUAUGCCAAAAACUUGCAGUCAGUGGAUAGCGUGGUGAGCGACAUAACAAGUGCGGCAAACGAUCUGGGUAGUUGGAGCAAGCUUAUCGCCGGGUUUAACUCCAACAACAGAAACCCUAACCCCUCCACAUCAUUGCAAGCCGUCUAUCAACUCAAAAGCUCUCUCAAGGGAACAUUCACAUGGACUGCUGAAGAUUCUCAGUCUAACUCGCCUCCAUAUUGCAUUGAGAAAAACUCCGCAAACAUUUUGAACAACAACCAGCAGCCUGGGUCAUGUAAUUGGUAA
This is a messenger RNA of Porites evermanni, 1918 nucleotides long. The record is from the annotation of a GenBank genome assembly. Lineage: Eukaryota; Metazoa; Cnidaria; Anthozoa; Scleractinia; Poritidae.